AUGGCACCCUCGGUUUCGCUUACGACAUUCUUACUGCAUUGCAGUGCCUUCAUCGGUGAACGACUCGACGCAGCCCCCUUCCAGACCUUCCUCAUCUUGGCCUCUAUCUGGAUGCUCUCUAUCCCGACUAGCGUGUUUCUGAUGACCCGCUACUGGCCCUUUAAUUUCAAAAAUGGAAAACCUCGGCUGCGGUGCCGCUCAUGUAGGAGCACCGACGUUGCCGAGACUCCUGCGGGUGCCUCGAUCCCAACCUCGAGUGAGAAGGGGAUUAGGGAUUGA
Molecule: messenger RNA, 279 nt
Organism: Penicillium robsamsonii
Lineage: Eukaryota; Fungi; Ascomycota; Eurotiomycetes; Eurotiales; Aspergillaceae
Exons: 1
Coding region: 1-279 (92 amino acids)
Source: RefSeq, a predicted model, not a curated record